AUGCUACCCUCUGCGUGCUAUACAAACGCCUCAGCCCUUCAGGAUAAUGAACAACUGGUCAACACUUUGUUGGCCUGUCCCGAGUAUCUACGAGGCACGAAUCCCUUGGCAGGCGUUACCGUCGGAGAUGGCUUGGCCUGCAACGGCUUUCCGGCCGCGUUCUACUACCAGGGCAUGGACAACAUUCUGGCGCUGCACAACAAUAUCUGGACGCUGCCCAUCUCAUUUUUGCACAGCAAUCAUCGACCCGAGAAACCGCCCUUUUCAUAUAUUGCGCUGAUCGCGAUGGCCAUCAGCAGCGCCCCCAACCAGAGAUUGACACUCAGCGGCAUCUACAAGUUUAUCAUGGAUAAAUUUCCCUACUAUCGUGAGAACAAGCAGGGCUGGCAGAACUCCAUCCGGCACAAUCUGUCGCUGAACGAUUGCUUCGUUAAGGUGCCGCGGGAUAAGAACACAAUCGACGACAAUGACAGCGCCGGCAAGGGCAGCUAUUGGAUGCUGGAUGCCUCCGCCACGGACAUGUUCGAGCAGGGCAACUACCGACGGCGCCGCACACGGAGAAGACACUGCACCAGCACCAGCCGCUACGAACGGGACGCCGGCAAGGAUUCCAAUGCAAGCAACGACGGCAGCACCAUGGGCGAGAUCAGAUCCCCCGGCGACUCGCUAGCUGAUUUUGAUAUAUUCUGCGGCGAGGCUAAUCCGGCUGCACUGAGACCCAAUUAUUCGGAUCGCAUCACGGAGCUGCAUCGCCAGUAUCUAUCGGUGUCUUUCGGGUUCAACAAUCUCUUUAACAACGAAACUCGGAAAGAGCCCAUUUCUCCGCGCAGCCCGUGCUCAAGCAGAACCAAUCAGAGCGCCGCAGACCAUGUCCCGAGUGAAGAUCCACAUUCCCCGAGCGCCUUCACACCUCCAUCGAACGACGAGGCAUUUAAAGGCUUGCAGGAACUGCUGGGCGAUGACACGCCCACGUCGAACUCGGCGGCCGGCAACAGGUCAAAGACUACGACGCUCUUUACAAUUGAGAACAUAAUUGGCAAGCCGUAG
Molecule: messenger RNA, 1047 nt
Organism: Drosophila novamexicana
Lineage: Eukaryota; Metazoa; Arthropoda; Insecta; Diptera; Drosophilidae
Gene: FoxL1
Product: fork head domain-containing protein FD2
Exons: 3
Coding region: 1-1047 (348 amino acids)
Biological process (GO): cell differentiation; regulation of transcription by RNA polymerase II; anatomical structure morphogenesis
Molecular function (GO): RNA polymerase II cis-regulatory region sequence-specific DNA binding; DNA-binding transcription factor activity, RNA polymerase II-specific
Source: RefSeq, a predicted model, not a curated record